This is a messenger RNA of Dipodomys spectabilis (banner-tailed kangaroo rat), 505 nucleotides long. RefSeq names its product SR-related and CTD-associated factor 4-like. Bases 171 to 446 code for a protein of 91 amino acids. The record is from RefSeq and is a predicted model, not a curated record. The transcript is spliced from 2 exons. Lineage: Eukaryota; Metazoa; Chordata; Mammalia; Rodentia; Heteromyidae.
GGCCCAACUUCCCGACCGCGAUGUGGAGAAGGCGGUGGCGGCGGACAAAGUCAUUCCAGAGGCGUAAACGGCUGGGCACCGAGUGCCGGGCCUGGGGAGGGUCUCAAGGGUUUCCACCGGACUAGCGGGGUAAGAAGAGGCCUGAGGACCGAGGGUGCACUGCCACAAGGAUGAAGAGGCUGUCGGAUCGAGGAACCAACCCCAACCUCCCCCGAACAAUAGACAAGCGGGAAGACGCAGCCGCGGCCGCGGCGCCUGGGACCAAGAUACGUGCACGCCCGGCUCCGGAGCGAGCAGGACCGGCUGCAAGCGGGGCAACGCCGGCUAAGUCGGAGAAGGGAGCCCCGCCACCCCCGGCGCUCCUCGGGCGGGAGGCGCGGCUCUGGAGACCUCCGAGCAGCCGUGGAGCACGAACCGAGCGAAGCGUUGCAGGCAAGGACGGCUGAAGGCAGCGGCCAGCUCCCGGGCGCGCGGGAUCAGCGACCAGCUCGGGCCGCCGCCGCCG